Messenger RNA from Chironomus riparius, 1104 nucleotides. NCBI's taxonomy places the organism in Eukaryota, Metazoa, Arthropoda, Insecta, Diptera, Chironomidae. The record is from the annotation of a GenBank genome assembly.
GCGAUUUUCAACCAAAAGAACCUUAGUACAUGUUGACGUACCCGCGAGAAAGUAUGAAGACUUUAUUAGUUUUUUCUCUGUUAUUCUGCGCUGCAUUUGCUUACAGCAGCAACUGGGCAAAUAUUGAACCAGCAAUUGUAGGAGGAACAGAAGCUCCAGCACAUGCCUAUCCAUUUAUGGCAUCAAUUCACUGGGUCUUGAAUUGGCCAUCACCAUCAAGCUCACAUACAUGUGGUGGUGCUCUCAUUAGCCGCAGAUGGGUAUUGACAGCUGCUCACUGCUUGACUGAAUCACCAGCUCUCGGUCGUCUUGAUGUACUUCUUGGAAAUCAUGACCAUCGCUUUAUUGAACCUGGUUUGACUAGAGUUGAAGUUGAUCGUAGUGUAUCAAUCAUCCAUCCAGAUUGGGUACCAGGUGGUGGAGUCGGACCAGAGGACAUGGCACUUCUCUACAUGUUUGAUCAAGUCACUUAUACAACAACAAUUCAAGCUAUUGCGUUGCCACCAAGAGAACACAUUCCAACUGGAACAGCUAUUGCUGCUGGAUGGGGAUCAACUGGUCCAUUAGGAUUGACCCUACCAAAUACUCUUCAACAUACAGACUUGGAAUUCAUUGACAUUCCAACAUGCCGCGCUCAAUUUGAUGCUGCAAAUCUUAAUGGAAGUUUAGUCGAUUAUACAAAUGUUUGCACAGGUGGAAGAGUUGGUGGUGGAUUAGCUGUGUGCUCAGGAGAUUCUGGUGGACCAUUGUUCCAAAGACAAGGUGCUGGAUUCGUUAUUCAUGGUGUCGUCAGUUGGGGUGUAGUUCCAUGCGGCUCCAACAACAUGCCAUCUGGAGUUUUCAAACGUGUAUCAGCCUACACUGACUGGAUUGGAGAUCACACUGGAUUAUGGCCUUAAUUCCUCUGACAUUUGAUAACACUUGUUCAUGAUGACGCAAUAGAAUAGUUUCAAUAAAGCAAAAAAUCAAUGAAAUUUUAUGACUUCCUUGCUCAUUAAAUAUAAUUUUAUAAUUCAAUGUCUGUUUCAAGUCUAGCGCAAUUUCUCAAGUAGGUUCAAGAACUACUAAUGCUUUUCUAUUCUAUAAAUAGUUAUAUACUAUAAA